GUUUUUUGCCACGAUUUAUGAGCAAGACCAGUUACCAUUUUAAGAGGUGAUACUGCGAUUCGUCGCGAUCGGCGAUAUCUGAUGGUCCUAUUGGUCACGGAAUGACCAAGGCUAAUUACUUUGUCCUGGCCUUAUCAGCAUUAUCUUGGCUUAUCUCAAUUCCGGUGUGGGAUACACCAUAUCUCUAUCUUUAUCAGACGCUAGUGCCAGUGGAGUCCUGCCCUCGUUGUCCAUCGCGUGGGGCCGAGAACAGGAUAUUGUAUCCACCCGACGACAUUGCAUAUCUGCCUGUUAACAUUCUGAUUGUUACUGGCCGUAUAUGGAACGACUAGCGGGUUUGCUAUUACCUGCAAACCGAGUCAGCUACCCCUAGGCUCGGCUUGUCGAUACACGCGAGGCAUAUGCCGCCCUGGCAAUUUGCGC
Molecule: messenger RNA, 423 nt
Organism: Aspergillus novofumigatus IBT 16806
Lineage: Eukaryota; Fungi; Ascomycota; Eurotiomycetes; Eurotiales; Aspergillaceae
Exons: 2
Coding region: 102-332 (76 amino acids)
Source: RefSeq, a predicted model, not a curated record